Molecule: messenger RNA, 2446 nt
Organism: Labrus mixtus (cuckoo wrasse)
Lineage: Eukaryota; Metazoa; Chordata; Actinopteri; Labriformes; Labridae
Gene: pnn
Product: pinin, desmosome associated protein
Exons: 9
Coding region: 46-2091 (681 amino acids)
Cellular component (GO): catalytic step 2 spliceosome
Source: RefSeq, a predicted model, not a curated record
ACGUAGAAGAAGAGUGACACGUGAUUCCCGCUAACUGGAGGCAAGAUGGCGGUGGCAGUGCGGAGCUUGCAGGACCAGCUGGAAAAAGCCAAGGAAAGCCUGAAAAGUGUGGACGAUAACAUUCGUAAAUUAACUGGACGUGAUCCUAAUGAAUCAAGACCGGGUCAGAUCCGUCGGCUCGGCGGCCCCAUGGCAGGCCCCGGUGGAGGUAGAGGAAGAGGAGUCAACCUGCUCAGACGUAGUCUCUCAGAUAUAGGCGGCGGCGGCCCUCCUGCCAAGCAGAGGGACAUCGAGGGAGCCCUCCUGAGGCUGGCAGGGGACCAGAGGGCCAGGAGAGACGCACGUCACGACAGCGACGCCGAGGAUGAUGACGAUGUCAAAAAGCCGGCGUUGCAGUCGUCAGUAGUUGCUACCUCCAAAGAGAGAACACGCCGAGACCUUAUCCAAGAUCAAACCAUGGACGAGAAGGGCAAACAGAGGAAUCGGCGCAUGUUCGGCCUGCUGAUGGGCACCUUACAGAAAUUCAAACAGGAGUCCAACGUCUCUACAGACAGGCUAAAGAGACGUACAGAGAUUGAGCAGAAGCUCGAGGUUCAGGCUGAAACAGAGAGGAAGAAGGUGGAGACUGAAAAGAAGGAACUGUUUGAAGAGAGGAGAUCCAAACAGACUGAGCUGAGACUGUUGGAACAGAAAGUGGAAUUAGCUCAGCUGCAAGAGGAGUGGACCGGCCAUAAUAACCAUUUGGUGAAGUACAUUCGUACUAAAUCAAAGCCUCAUAUCUUCUAUCUGCCUGGAAAAAUGUGCUCCGCCACGCAGAAACUCCUCGACGACUCCACCAAGAAACUGAACGCUGUGUUUGAGGAGAGGCGUGAGGCUUUUGCUGAACACCUCAGCAAGAUGGAAUCCCGCCCCCGGCGACAGCCGAACCGCGACCAGGACAACAAUGCUGCUGCAACAGGGAUGGACCAGCCGGCGGAGGGUAAGAAAGCAGGUCAGGUAGUCAAGGUGACGGGUAACAAGGGGUUAGCGGAGAUGGAUGACGAGGAGGAGGAAGAUGAUGAGGAUGAGGAGAGGGGAAAGGAGGGGGAUAGAAAGGUGGCAGAAGAGGAGAGGAAAGAUAGGGGGCAGGAGGUGUUGAAGAAGAAGGUGGAGGAGGAGGAGGGGAUGGAGGUGAGUGAGGAGGGGAAAGAGCAGAAAAAGGAGGGAGGAGAGGGGGUCAAAGACAGUGAGGAAAUGGGGGAGAAGGAGGAAAGUCCUGAGUCAGGGGAGAUGGAGGUGGAGGGCGGGGCAGUGCAGGAGAGCAAGACUAAUGGAGUGGGGGGAGGAACAGACAGUAAGGAGGAAGUCAAAGAUCUUCAGAGUGAAAAGACAGAGGACACACCGUCCUCUGACGCGACCGUAACCAGCAAAGAAGUCCCAAUCGACAGUCAGCCACAGAUCAUCCUCCUCACAGAGGAACCAGCCGCUCAGUCCUCUGAGGUUCCUCCUGGGCCUGAGAGCAUCCCUGCUUCUGAAACGGCUCCCUCAGUGCCUGUGCAGGUCUUAAUCAACCCUGGCCUCAAUGCCCAGGAAUCCGCAGCAGAACACCAGGCUGUGGAAGAGAAAACAGGUGAUGAAGCACCCCAAAAAAUGCCUGAUACCCCGGAGGCCCCAAGCAUGACCCCUGCUGCACCCUCUAAGGAGGAAGAGGAUGGUAAGAGAGGCAGGAAGAAGGAGAAGGCGGCAAAGAAGGGCCGCAGUCACAGCAACAGCUCCUCCUCUUCCUCCUCCGGAUCGUCCUCCAGCGGGAGCUCCUCCUCUUCCUCUGGAUCUAGCCGCUCUUCUUCGUCCUCAUCCUCCUCGUCCUCGUCUUCCAGCAGCCGCAGUCGCAGCCGAGACGGCGGCAAGCGCAAGAGGAGGCCAUCAGAGAGGAGCAGGAAGAAGGGGGAAGAGAAGAGUCGCCGCAAGAGGGGAGGUAGUAGCGGCGGAGGGGGGAGGGACUCCAAGGGAUCCAAGGAGAGGAGGAAGAGGAGAAGCGAGGAAGGGAGGAGCAGGUCUUCCCGAGGAGAUAGGGAGCACAAAGAUAGAGAAAGGAAGGACAAGAGACGCUAAACCGAGAAAUACAUGACAACAUACGAGGGGGGAACAAUGCUAAACCUAAUGAUACAUGAGAUGAUUUUUAAACUAGUGUUGCCCUUUGGAGUGAGGGUGAAAAUGGAAGGAUUUUUUUUUCUAAGUUUAGGGGUUAGUAAGUCAAAGCCCAAACUAAAUUGACUUAAGUGGUUGACCUUUACGUGGCAAAAGAAAUGUAGACUUUUUUUAAAAUUCUGAAGUCACAGUUGUGCAUCUGGCCGAGCAUAUCCUUUUUACUAACUGUCACUGAACUCCUCACCAACAGGGUUGAGACUAAAUUUGAGUCCUCAUUUUAACUAAAAAAAAGUCAUUUAUCUUGGCCUGAUGUCGAUUU